Molecule: messenger RNA, 1232 nt
Organism: Brassica oleracea var. oleracea
Lineage: Eukaryota; Viridiplantae; Streptophyta; Magnoliopsida; Brassicales; Brassicaceae
Product: zinc finger protein-like 1 homolog
Cellular component (GO): Golgi apparatus
Source: RefSeq, a predicted model, not a curated record
AAUUUCUCAGUCUCGAUUCUCCAAAAUCUCGUAUCAAUUUAUUAUUUUCUUUGAGAAUAAAUUGUUUCGUCGAGAGAGCUUGCUUACCUCGACUUUCGAAUCAUCUCGGUUUCUCCUCCACGAUCUGAUUCCGCAAUGCGCACUUGCUCCAUUCAUUAAGCGCACUAGUCUCCAUCUUGAUCUUUCGCAAUGGUGGUCUGCAAAUGCAGAAAGGCUACGAAGCUAUAUUGCUUUGUUCACAAGGUCCCUGUCUGUGGGGAAUGCAUUUGCUUCCCUGAGCAUCAAACUUGUGUGGUCCGGACUUAUUCAGAAUGGGUGAUAGAUGGAGAGUAUGACCAGCCUAAGUGUUGUCAAUGCCAAGCAGCCUUUGAUGAGGGCGGAGCUCAUCAACUCACUCGUUUGGGUUGCUUGCAUGCUAUACAUACAAGUUGCUUGGUUUCACUUAUCAAGAGCCUUCCUCCUCAUACAGCACCUGCUGGUUAUGUCUGCCCAACAUGUAGCGCUCCUAUAUGGCCUCCCAAGAUGGUAAAAGAUGCAGGAUCUCGGCUUCAUGCACAGUUAAGGGAAGCGAUUAUGCUGACUGGUCUUGAAAAGAAUCUAUUUGGGAACCAUCCAGUUUCUAGAUCCACAAAAUUUGCUCCUGCAUUUGCUUCAGAUGCAUUAAUUAAUGCUCAUACACAAGAAGGGAGGAAUCUUCUAGCUGAAAAUGGAGAAUAUUCCAAAUCUGCGGUUUCAGAGAUAGUUGAGAUAGAUGUUCCUUCUUCUGCUGAGAAUUACAUGAAAACCUCAAGCCCUGGACAUGUUGCUGCUGCGCGGAAAGGCAUACCCGCUGUGGACAGACAGAACUCCGAGACUCUAUAUUAUGCAGAUGACGAAGACGGGAAUAAGAAAAAGUACUCAAGACGAGGUCCACUUCGUCACAAGUUUCUGCGGGCUUUACUACCAUUCUGGUCAAGUGCGCUACCUACUCUACCCGUGACUGCACCACCUCGUAAAGAUCCAACAAAGGCAGAAGAUGGUUCAGAAGGACGUGUAAGACAUCGGUCAUCAAGGAUGGAUAUAAGGAAAAUACUCCUUUUCUUAGCAAUCAUAGCGUGUAUGGCAACAAUGGGGAUUUUAUACUAAAUUGGUCAAGAAAUAACCGACGAGGAGCAGCAAUGAGGUAAAUAUCGUAUCGGAGAGGGACGACUAGAAAAUGUUUUGUUAGAAGUUGAUUUCGAGAAUUGUGGGAU